This is a messenger RNA of Rhododendron vialii, 783 nucleotides long. RefSeq lists its product as uncharacterized. Bases 288 to 602 code for a protein of 104 amino acids. The transcript has 2 exons. The record is from RefSeq and is a predicted model, not a curated record. Lineage: Eukaryota; Viridiplantae; Streptophyta; Magnoliopsida; Ericales; Ericaceae.
UGUAGCCAUUUGGCUCAUGCUUUCGUAAUGUUCCUCUAAUUAUUGGAUGUGUUAAGCUAGGUCUAUCUUUGAAACCAGGGCUUUUCCCUGUUGUUGCCAUUGCGAGUCUUGUACAAUUGUACCACCAGUUAAUCACUGUUCUGUGUUUGUGCGAAUUUUGGUUUGAAUUCACAAGGUGAGAUUUGAUUUUUAGUCCUCUAUAUAAAUAUUGUCAAUUUUCUUACUUAUCUUAUUCUUGGUUGCUGUUAAGUUGGAUUUCAAGGUAUGGUUAAUUUCUUAUAACCGUAAUGGCAUCAUCGGCUUACGAUCUCGCUGCAAAAUCAUCACUGGCUGAUUCGAUAAGGGGAGAAUUCGGAGUCCUGCUUCACAUUCUCCAAUUGAUAGCUGUUGUGUUUAAUUUAGAGGUUAGAGAGGGAUUCUUCGCACGCUCACUGAGGAAGCAGGGUUGGGAAGGCAUUUUGGUAAUGAGAAAGUGUCUUGUGUUUUUAAGAGUGCAUUUGCAUCAAGGAUUCGCAGAGAUGACUUAUGAAGAGGAAGGGAAAUUUGAUGUCAAAAGGUUACAUUUAUUCUUGGAUUUCUCUACCUUUACAUUUAUAUCUUGAUAAAAUGCUCCACAUUCAUGAUCCUAGCACUCUCUAUUUAUAAGAAUCCUUCUCUUCUGAGUUAUAGAGAUAUCUUGUGCAGCGUCAUUUAUGAAGAUUUUGUGUAAAAUACUCUUUCUUAAUCGAUGCUAUCUUGCAUCUCUGGAGGAGAACGAACUAUAUAUUGACUCAGAUAGAUUAU